GGAUGUAUUUAUAUCACGGACCAGUGAAUCUUGCAGCUAGCUUGCAUGCAAAUAAAACUCAUGCUGUUUCAGCCUUUUAUUACCUGAAUUGAAGAAGGUCCUACAUAAUACACAGAAUAUAUUCAUAACAAAUGUCCGCAUGUAGUCUUUGCAAACCAUGCCCGAUUUAAAGAGACAAUGUUUGACCACUUAAACAGGCGACUGUCUUCUGUAACGUUAGUACAUGUAGCUCUCUUGCUAACCUAGGCUAGAUACGUUAAAGCAACCAGCUAAGAAGAAACAUACAAAAUGCCAAACGCAACGACGCGUCCCAAGCGGUCAAGACGCAGUCGGCGGGCCCCAAGAGAAGAUUCCGCAAGGAAUGAAUUGGUGUCGCGAUCCUUGGAGAGUGCUCAGCAGUGCCUUUAUAAUCAAGACUAUGGCACGGCGUAUGUCCACUACCUCUUGGUCCUUAAUCUGGAGCCUCUGCUGAAAGAUUUUGCAAAGGAAUCUUUUAGGUUUACUCUUUUCAAAUGGGCAGAGGAGCUGGACUCACUGGGGCGGAUUCAGGAUCUUUUUGACUGCUAUGAGCAAGCUUUAGAGUUGUUCCCUGUGGACGAGGUCAUCCUGAAUAGUAUGGGGGAGCACCUCUUCAGAAUGGGCUUUAGAGACGAGGCUGCCGGCCAUUUCCACAAAGCGCUGAAACUGAGACCGGACUUCCCUGAGGCCAAAGAGAACUUCUACCGUGUGGCCAACUGGCUUGUGGAGCGGUGGCACUUCCUGAUGCUCAAUGACCGUGGGCGAAAUUACAAGUACCAGCUGGCCAUCCAGAAGGCAGUGCGUGGGGGCUGUAGUACUGUGCUUGACAUUGGUGCUGGCACGGGCAUACUAGGGAUGUGUGCUAAGAAGGCUGGAGCAGCUGAGGUGUACGCAUGUGAGCUGUCCAAGACCAUGUAUGAGCUGGCUUGUGAGGUGGUGGCUUCCAAUGACAUGGAAGGCAGCAUAAAAAUCCUCCACAUGAAGUCUCUGGAAAUGGAGAUUCCCAAAGACAUUCCCAAAAGGGUGUCAUUAGUUGUCACUGAGACUGUAGAUGCAGGGCUGUUCGGCGAAGGCAUCAUUGAGACUUUAAUUCAUGCCUGGAACCACCUCCUUCUGCCUCCUCAGAAUUCCCAGGAUUCCCCGACGAGCCCCUCGGAGACAGGCCGUGUCAUUCCUGCAGGAGCAACCGUCUUUGGAAUGGCGGUGCAGUGCCAGGAAAUCCGGCGACACCACAGGCUUUGUGUGUCUGCGGUGGGUGGCCUUGCUCUAGAUGCAGUGGGGGAGAUCCACAGCCCUGUGAGCUGUUCGGCAGAUGCAGAUGACUCCACUGAGCCCUACACCACUGAGAGGCUGAGCCGGCUGCCUGGAGGAUACACACCCCUCACCAGCCCGUUCCGAGCACUGGACAUCGAUUUCAACGACCCUCAGGAGUUGGAGGGCCUGUGCUCCAGAGAGGUAAGCCGGCUGAGUCUGACCGUGACCCAGGAGGGCGUGCUGGACGCCCUGGCUGUUUGGUUCCAGCUGCAUCUGGAUGAGGAGAACAGCCUGUCCACUGCCCCUCAGGAGAAGACGUGCUGGGAGCAGGCCAUCUACCCCAUCCAGGGCCCACAGGACUGUGCAGUAAAGCCUGGCGACCGGCUGCUGGUGGAGGUGUCGUGUAAGGAUGCGUACCUGCGCCUGUGCUGCGUGGCUGUGGUCAGGGACGGCUGUGUGCUCCGAUUGGACAGCUGGGAGGGAGGAGACGUCUGGGGCUCGGACUCGGCCUCCAACCCAGAGGUGGAGCUGUGCAGCGCUUUGGCCGGUCUGCAGACGGACCCCGAGGGGCCCCUGGAGGCCUUCAUGUUGGAGUGCUCAGAACUCGCUUUACUCAACAACACACAUUACCACCAGAACUUCCAGGCAGCUAUGAACAAACUACUGACUCGUCUCAAAGAGACCCGCAGCGGGUCACCGGUCACUGCCGAGGGCUCAGAACCACUGUACGUGCUGGACGUGAGUGAGGGCUUCUCCCUGAUCUCCCUCAUCGCCGCUCAGCUCGGUCUUCACCUAGCUGAUGGGUCUGAGUCAGGCUGCGGCCUGGUGCGGGCCUACAGCUCCGUGGAGAAGGAGCAGCACCAGACCAUCCUGCGCCUGCUGGCGCAGGGCAACGGAGUGCCCGUGGGGGCACUGGAGUUCUGGCUCAAUCACGUGGAGGAUGAUUCAGCUGUUCUUCAGAGGCCUACCACCGAGAAACUGUGGAGUGCCAUCGUGCUGGAUUGUGUAGAGACCUGUGGGCUGCUUAGACAGAAGCUUAUGGAGAAAGCCACGUUGGCCAGGUGUCUGCUGGAGGACGGUGGCCGUAUAUUCCCCGAGCGCAUCGUGAUCUACGGGCUGCUGGUGGAGUCCGACAUGCUGCUCCAGGAGAGUGCAGUCCAGGGCAGAGAGCCAACACUGGGCUUCAACAUCGCCCCCUUCAUCAACCAGUUCACAGUGCCUAUCCAUGUCUUUCUGGAUCUUUCUACUCUGGAGUGCACAUACCUCAGUGAGCCUGCAGAGCUCUUCACUCUAGAUCUCAUGAACACACACAACAAUUAUCCAGCCAGAGAAAUAAUGGUGCGGGUCACUGCCUCGGGCAGAGUGACCGCCAUCCCCUUCUGGUAUCAGAUUCACCUGGAUGAAGAGUGGAGCGUCAGCACCUUCAGUCAGGAGUCUCACUGGAAGCAGGCAGCUGUGGUGUUGCAGGACCCUCUGUGUGUGACCGCGGGGGACACGGUCAGGCUCACUAUUCAACUGCACAAGAGCAGCCUGUCCAUCAACGCCACCAAGGAGGAGGACGGACCCGUGGCCAUGGAGGCCAGCAGGGCUGAGGACGUCGUUGCCAUGGACACAGCAAAACAGGAGGGGGCUGCCGUAGCUGCCGUUAAGGUGGAGAGCUCUACUCUCACAUACUCACCCACAACAGGGGGAGCUGCUGUCACAGAUUCCUGUCGGCUAGAAGGGUUUUUCAUGAACUCAAUGCCUCCAAACACUUAAUCCUAGUCUUGACCCUACAGAUGAAUCAGGUCCAGGAGAUUUUACUGGAUAGAUCAAAGGAGCUACGUAGGACUACUGUUUGAAUGUUGUUGGACUAUGUAACUGAGGCUUAGACAUUUUGUGCAAAACAAAAAAAAAAAAAUAACAUUAGUGUCUUUUUUUGUAUUA
Messenger RNA from Alosa sapidissima (American shad), 3198 nucleotides. It is a transcript of the gene prmt9, whose product is annotated as protein arginine methyltransferase 9. Lineage: Eukaryota; Metazoa; Chordata; Actinopteri; Clupeiformes; Clupeidae. The coding region runs from base 289 to 3030 and encodes 913 amino acids. The record is from RefSeq and is a predicted model, not a curated record. The transcript has 13 exons. Gene Ontology annotation, molecular function: protein binding; protein-arginine omega-N monomethyltransferase activity. Gene Ontology annotation, biological process: peptidyl-arginine methylation.